UCUCAGGGCGGCGGUGGCGACGACGACGACGACUGGGACGCGGCUCGCGCUGGCAACAUGAACCCGCUGUAACGCGCAGGCUGCGCGGCGCGGGGGGCGGGGGGAGGAGGAGGAGGAGGACGGCGCGGUGAAGUUCUCCGCCAUGAACCUGAGGGGCCUCUUCCAGGACUUCAACCCGAGAAUGCAGCCAUUCCAUUGGAGAGCUGGGAACACCAUGAAACUAAGCAGACCAUGGCUGCCUUGACGUUGUGGAUUGUGUAUGUCACAGGAAUAGUCACUGUCAUGGUUUGGUGGGCCCCAAGGCGUGGGCCAUGGCUCCAGACCUCCUUUCCAACCUUUUGAUCUUGGGAGUCUGAAUCCGCUACUGUAUUGCCAAGGCUCUGGAAAACUACACGGACAGAGAAUGAUUCACAACUGUCAACACUCAGAUGCACAGGACUGCCAGCUGACCCUCUGCCUAUUUCCAUCUGGCUCAGAACUGGUUGAUCAUGAGCUUCUUUUUAGUUACAUAGGUUAAGGCUUGCUGAAACAGACACCCCAGACCCACCAAGUCCUUCCCUGAAUGCCCAAGGCUUCCUAACAGCUAGGGAGCCCUAUUUAUUGAAUAGGCAAACUCUUAGAAGUAUAUGGAAUUGACAAACUUGGAUCGUGAGGUGUUCCUGGGAGGUAGAGAUCUGGGAGUAGGUGGCAUUAAGCCGGCACCCUGUCCCCACCAUGGAGCCUUGGGGUUUUCUGCUGCCUUGUGCAGUUGCUGGCUCAGAGAAGGCCCUUCAGCCCUGGUAGCCAGGCAGUGCUCGAAGGCUGUGAGAACUGUGCUAGAACUUCUGAGUCAGUCGCAGUGAGCUCCAGAUGGAGUGUGGUGCAUCCCGCAGGUGUCCUGGACUGGGACAAAGGCUGAGGAACGCUGCUCUGAGCAUUCCGUCGUGUGGGGAUGAAGUCCUGAGUAAAUUCCUCAUCUAUGCCUGUCUGCUGCUGUUCUCUGUGUUGCUGGCCCUUCGUCUGGAUGGCAUCAUUCAGUGGAGUUACUGGGCUGUCUUUGCUCCAAUAUGGCUGUGGAAGUUAAUGGUCAUUGUUGGAGCCUCGAUUGGAACUGGAGUCUGGGCACGAAACCCCCAAUAUCGAGCAGAAGGGGAAACGUGUGUGGAGUUCAAGGCAAUGCUGAUCGCGGUGGGCAUCCACUUGCUCCUGCUGAUGUUUGAAGUGCUGGUCUGUGACAGGAUCGAGAGAGGCAGCCACUUCUGGCUCCUGGUCUUCAUGCCGCUCUUCUUCGUUUCCCCAGUGUCUGUGGCAGCUUGUGUUUGGGGCUUUCGACAUGACAGGUCACUGGAGUUAGAAAUCCUGUGUUCUGUCAACAUUCUCCAGUUCAUAUUCAUUGCCUUAAGACUGGACAAGAUCAUCCACUGGCCGUGGCUUGUCGUGUGUGUCCCCCUGUGGAUUCUCAUGUCUUUUCUGUGCCUGGUGGUCCUCUACUACAUCGUGUGGUCCGUCCUGUUCCUGCGCUCCAUGGAUGUGAUCGCGGAGCAGCGGAGGACACACAUCACCAUGGCGCUGAGCUGGAUGACCAUCGUCGUGCCCCUCCUCACUUUUGAGAUCCUGCUGGUUCACAAGCUAGACGGCCACAACGCGUUCUCUUGUAUCCCGAUCUUUGUCCCCCUGUGGCUUUCCUUGAUCACUCUGAUGGCAACCACUUUCGGACAGAAAGGCGGAAACCACUGGUGGUUUGGGAUUCGCAAGGAUUUCUGUCAGUUUCUGCUUGAAAUCUGCCCGUUUUUGAGAGAAUAUGGAAACAUUUCCUACGACCUCCACCAUGAAGGUAAUGAGGAAACUGAAGAAACGCCAGUUCCAGAACCUCCUAAGAUCGCUCCUAUGUUUCGAAAGAAGACCAGGGUGGUUAUCACCCAGAGCCCUGGAAAGUAUGUCCUCCCACCUCCCAAAUUAAAUAUCGAAAUGCCAGAUUAGACAGCCCCUCCCAGGGCAGAUCGUGAGUGGACCUGGCCCGCACUCUCUUCCGCCUUCCUCUGCCUCUCCGUUCGCCUCCCCCCACCCCCAGAACUGGAGCUGGAGCUGGAGCUGGGUCUCCGGGGACUUCCAUCUCAUGCCUUGUUUGCACUCAAUGCCUACCAAUGACUCACCGCGACAGGACACGCAGGUGACAGGUGCCUGGUUCACGCAGCAUGGUGUGGGGUGCGUGUCAGUGGCUGUGGAUCUGAUGGAGGGAGCCUGUGGAGAGGGAAACAGUGAUUUCCCCCGGGCAGGUGCCUGCGGAGCUGGCUUGGAGCCAGCCUGGAUGGCUGAUUAGGCCUAAGCAGGAAUGGCUACACAGCUGGUUUUCAAAGUGUGAAAAUUCCCAUCAAAAGUGUUAUUGAAAAAUGUAUUUUUGAACCAGGCCGGCCUGGCCGCGUAGCUCAGAUGCCCCUGUUGUGGCAUAGUUAGGGGACUGUGAAUAGGCCUCGGGCCCCGUGUGCACCCAUGCCGCCUCAGCUGGCCAUGCUCCUGCCGUGGACGUCGUUUCUCUCUGGGUUUUUACUGGCCCCAUUGGUGAGCCCUUUCUAAUGGAGUGACUCCGUGCCUGUAUAGUAUUUAUACAAAUAUUUUAGCGUUGUAAUAUACCGUGUGAAAUCCUAGUUCUGUACAGUAUAUUCUGUUAAAGUAUUUUUUUACAAGCUUGUACUGAAGACAUACGUGCUCUGCUGCAGAAGUAGAGGCCCACUGGGGUGCCACCCCUUCAUGGGACAUUGCCGUUUCCCCUUCAGUUUCUCCACAUGCAUAGUAGCUGCUACUGCCAGAAUGGCCACAAUAAGCAAGAAGCUGUUUGUGCUUUUUUCUAACAUGCUGGGAGUACUGACUUGCAGAAAGCCAUAAAGCACGACUGGAAACGGGAACACUGGAGAAGGGUGCCGAGACUAGAAAUGGCCAUCAGAGUGUGCGCGUUGAGGUCUGGGGGUUUGUGUCUGCCCCCAAGCUGGGCCCAUGCUUUUAGCUAGGAGGACCACGGCUCCAGGAGCUGGGGGUACAGCCACAAGUCAGAGGGAAGAAAGCAGAUGCGAUGGGAACAAGCAGGCCGUGAGUAAAAGAAGGUAAAAGGAGCCCUGGCAUUGUCACCUGGGAGCAGGGGAGAGGGGGAGAGGGGGCAGCUGCUACUCUGUCUAAACCGGGCUCCGCUGACAUCCACCGCGCCCACCGCUCCGCCCUGGCGCCAGCCUGUAGGAAGCCUGUGCUGUCUGAAGGGGGACACUUGGAAUGGUGCCACCUUUCCUGCUUGGUGUAUAGCAAAUGUAGCCCAACCCGCUCUCUUUUCCCCCUUUAGCUGUUCAAUAAACC
This is a messenger RNA of Mesoplodon densirostris (Blainville's beaked whale), 3321 nucleotides long. RefSeq names its product transmembrane protein 185A (gene TMEM185A). Bases 850 to 1959 code for a protein of 369 amino acids. The record is from RefSeq and is a predicted model, not a curated record. NCBI's taxonomy places the organism in Eukaryota, Metazoa, Chordata, Mammalia, Artiodactyla, Ziphiidae. Gene Ontology annotation, cellular component: dendrite. The transcript is spliced from 8 exons.